AUGCCCCCGAGAAUCAAAGUGUUAACAUGUACACUUUUAGUUCCAUUGAAUCUCAAAUACCUUGCUUUAUCAAAUUACUGCCUUCAAUCCACUGGUUACAACCUGACAAAGCAUGGAAAUGAUAUACAGGAACCUCUUCGUUUAGCUGUGAUGCUUGAACAAACAUCUUAUUGCUGUUACCUUUUAGCCAAACCAAUUAUAUUUAGGAAGUAUGGAUUUCAUCUCAAUCUUUCUGAUGAUCUAUACAAGAAAUGUGAUCAGGUCAACAACUUGAAAUUGUUGGAUGACAUGGCAGAAUUGAGUUCAGCCUACUGUGUUCCACAACUAUAUAACAGAGUAUAUGAUGGAUGGGUGAAGAGGCAAGCAUUAUUUAAUGAGGAGGCAAAAAGCAGUUUUUUAAAGGUUCUUGAUCAUAUCAUACCACCUGCUUCAUCUACUUCUGCCAAAGAAAAAGAUCCUAAAGUCGAUGAACAGUGGUCACACCUGGAUGCCAUUGUGUUACAAUGGAUAUACGGGACGAUUUCUAAAGAUCUCCUCAUAACCAUUCUCUCGCUAGGAACCACCGCUGCCGCCGCCUGGAAGGCCAUUGAAAACAUCUUUAUAGACAGUAAACCAGCCCGUGCUCUCCAGCUUCACCAGAAAUUCGCAAAUGUCAAGCUCGAAAACUUUCCUAACAUGGCGGCAUAUUGCCAAGAAGUUAAAAAUCUAUCUGAUCAGCUAACUAAUGUCGAGGCUCCUGUAGAAAAUCAGUGGCUUGUUCUACAGCUUAUCUUCGGGCUCUCGGAUCAAUACGACAGCAUCGCCACUCUUCUCCAACAAUCCACUCCGUUACCCGACUUCUACACCGCCCGCUCUAAACUUUGUCUCGAGGAAACCAGAAAAUCGCUGCAUAACCCACCCGUCACCGCCCUCAUUACCUCCAUCACCGCACCAGCAACGAACGUCGUCGGCACAACCUCCUCUGAUCAGCGGGACAACGGAACAUAUUCUCAGUCGCAGCAGCCCCGGUCCUCUGGUCGGGGCCAUUCGGAUGGAUCUUAUCGUGGGCGGGGUCGAGGUGGACGGGGCAGAGGACGGGGACGCGGACGUGGGCGCGGUUUCUCCUACUCCCAACAACCUCCAUGGUAUUUCUGGAAUGCACCAACAUGGACCACUCCACCGGUUCCUUAUCCCACUGCACCACAACAGCGAUACCCGAUGACACGCCCUCCUGCCGCCGACAUUCUCGGACCUUCUCCGGCACAUGCUUACACCUCAGAAGCUUCGUACACCCCUACCAACAUUGAGCAAGCCAUGCAUACCAUGACACUCAACCCCGACCCCAACUGGUACGCUGACACGGGCGCGACAAAUCACAUGGCAAACACGACAGUUUCUUAUCCCACCGCCCAAACUACAUCGUCCCCUCCUACUCUUUCUCACACCUCUCCUUACAGCAGCCCACCACCCUCUUCCUCCAAACCUACAACCCCACCUCCUUCCACCACAGUCGGCGCACCACCCUUACUCCACACCUACUCACGACGCCGACCAUCUCACACUCAUUCGACUACUACCCAAACACAUGUCGAGCCUUCUCCUGCCUCCCCUCCUCCUCUACCCACUCGCACCAUGACCACCCGCAGCAUGUCUGGGAUCACCAAAACAAAACAACCCACUUCUCUUCACACCUCCACUACCACCGCCAUAGCUCCCUUACCCAGCAAUCCAACCGAAGCCAUCUCCGUACCGGAAUGGAACCAUGCCAUGACUGACGAGUUUAACGCUCUUAUCGAUAAUAAUACUUGGGAUUUGACAACUGAGAUUCUUCAUUUGUUAAAGCAGAUCAAGGAGAAGCUGAUCAAAUGAUCAUCAGAAGACACGAAUGUAUUUCCUGUGAAUAACUUUCAUCUUCAAAACAACUUUGUCUUCAUUGGAGCUUCCAAGAUCUCUCUCUUGCGAAUGGAACACCUUCAUCUUCAUUCAGAGGCUCUCCCUAUGAUAACAAUUAGAAGAUACUUCCUUAAAUGGUCAAAUUUUUUGGUAUAUGAAGGCCGGGUCAUGGGUCAUGGAUCCAGAUGCUUUAGAAAAGAGAAUAUUCUACGGGGGAGUGGAACACUUGCAAAAAGAGGUUUUCUUAUUUGAUCAUCAGAAGACACAAAUGUAUUUCUUGUGAAUAACUUUCUUCAAAGAACUUUGUCUUCAUUGAAGCUCCUUCCAAAACCUCUUGCAAGUUGCAAAUGGAACACCUUCAUCUUCAUUCAGAGGCUCUCCCUCUGA
This is a messenger RNA of Lactuca virosa, 2259 nucleotides long. The record is from the annotation of a GenBank genome assembly. Lineage: Eukaryota; Viridiplantae; Streptophyta; Magnoliopsida; Asterales; Asteraceae.